ACCUUCGGGGUGACUUUUAUUGGACCAGGUGUCAGAUUUGGGAGCGGUGUUAGACAAGGACACAGAAGAAGGGCACCUGGUGCCCAGAAACUUCUCAAACUAAGCAAAAAGCCUGUGACAAGGAGAAAAACAUGGCAGAAAAAAUAGCAAUUGAAGUGGGGAAUUCUUUCCCAACUAUAUGGUUGGUCACAGAAAAGAUGUCCCUAAAAUCACCUUGAUCCUUGCAUAUUGCCCAGAUGACCAUGGCUACAACAGUACUCCAACCCUACUGGGAGGAAGGAUACGGCCUUUAUUCAAAUAAGUCAGGUGUAGCCAAUCACGGGGCAGAGCAUUUGAUGCUAGGAGACAAUGGCCAGGUGGUUGCUUAGCGCAAGGUGAUUGUGACACAAUGGGCUGUCCACGUCUCCGGCUACCAGUCUGGAGAGAGGUGUGGGAUGGGGGGCACACUUUAUGAGUACGGCUCGCAGAAAUUUGCAGAGAGUACAAGAGUGGGGAGGCUCAUGGAUAUUCAGGAGUCUGAAGAGGGUUUCACUCGAGUGACCCCAGGGCCCUGUGCACACUCUCUGCCCCCAACAAGCCUGACCUCUGCUUUGGGGUCCCCUCCAACUUGAUCUUGUCCCAGUGCCAUUUUUCCUCAUUCCUGGCUCCCUGCCAAGCACCCAAGCACUCAGCUGGAUCUCUCAGAUCCCACUGCAAGGCCUUACUAUAAAAUGCAUGCAGAAGGUGACUUAGAACAUCUCCUAGAAAAGAGAGAGAUGGAGCAUGCUCUGUGUCCUGGCUCAUCACGGGAAGGGGCAUCCUUCCACUCUCAUUGUGCCUUUGCAAAGGCAGGACAUGGCCCGUGUUGAUUCAUCAGCAAUACACUCCCCUGUAACAGUUUGCUAACCUCCAAGCUCUGGUUCACAAAUGGUAUUAGCAACUUCUUGGAAUCUGUUCAAAAAAGCCACAAUCACUUUAGCAAAAAGAAACCUAGGUAAAGCGGGGAGUGGAGCAGACACUGAUUGCAGCAGAAGUGAUAGUAACCCACCGUUUAUGUGUUUCUCAGCAGAUUCAGCCAGGGUUUUGACAGAGUACAAAACACUCAAAAACUUCUCGGAAAAAAAUUCAGAUGGACGGACCUAAAAAACGACACAGCAAAAAAACACACAACGUGAUUUGUAAAGCAACGAAGAAAAACAAGACCAAAGAAAUGACCGAUGCAGUUACAAAUGUAACAACAUGGUUUAUGGAUGAGGUAACAGAUAUCCUCUAUCCAGCAAUAAUGGAAUAUGAAGAGAGAAAAAUAACCGAGAGAGAUAUGAGAGACAAGGAGGCCAGUGCCAAAAAGUGUGUCUGCACAGGCAGAAAGAUAACACCCGGCAGCUCACCAGGAUGUGGGAAGAAAUGGAGUAGAGGAAAAUUAACCUCACUUUUUUCUCAACACUCACCUGGCUUGUCUCCAGGUAUUGGCAGAGAGGUUUGGGAAGACAAUCUUCCUGAGCCUGAACCGGCAGCAGUACCUCCUCAUCCAGCUAAUCAUCUCUCCCAUUUGUCCAGGGGGAGUGUGUGCAGGGCUGCUCAGCUUGAGCAUCCCAGGCAGACUUUCCAAGCUGAGCGAUUUCCCCAUGGCCAAAGGUACUUUCAGUACAACCUGACACAAAAAGAUGGCCAAUUAGAAACCCAUCUCAUUAGGGAAGAUAUUUCCUCUGAUGUCGCACAAGAUCACCCUAAAACAGGCAUGCUUAGAAAGUUAUUCUCACCGAUCAAUGCCCAGGAAUGAAUGCUCAGUUCUGGGGAACAGGUCCAAAGGGAAGG
Molecule: messenger RNA, 1794 nt
Organism: Alligator sinensis (Chinese alligator)
Lineage: Eukaryota; Metazoa; Chordata; Crocodylia; Alligatoridae
Exons: 2
Coding region: 1109-1759 (216 amino acids)
Source: RefSeq, a predicted model, not a curated record